Molecule: messenger RNA, 3821 nt
Organism: Carcharodon carcharias (great white shark)
Lineage: Eukaryota; Metazoa; Chordata; Chondrichthyes; Lamniformes; Lamnidae
Product: ribosome-binding protein 1-like
Exons: 24
Coding region: 246-3260 (1004 amino acids)
Biological process (GO): protein transport
Cellular component (GO): endoplasmic reticulum membrane
Source: RefSeq, a predicted model, not a curated record
GCCAGCGCAAGGGAGAGAAGUGCCACGACUCCAAGGCGCUCGGGCUUACUUCGUCCUGUGGAUCCGCGGGGAGGGGGAGCAACCAGGAAAAAAAGAAAAAGGUGGUGGGGGGGUUGAAGGAUAGGGAAGCACGAUCAGCACCGCACCACAGUUAGAUUCAAGAGCCCAGGAGACAGAGGCAAACCCCCCCACCCCAGGCUUGUCUCACGUUUGAGGUUUGAUACAGAAAGAGCCUUUAACCAAUCAUGGACAUCUACGACCCUCAAACCUUGGGCUUUAUGGUGUUUGGAGGCUUCAUGGUCAUCUCUGCCAUUGGAAUCUUCUUGGUCUCCACCUUCUCCAUGAAGGAAACGUCUUACGAAGAAGCCUUGGCGAAACAGAAGAAAGAGCAGGAAAAGGCUCAACAGGUUAAAUCAGAGAAGAAAAAGAAAGAGAAAUCUGUGGAGAAGAAAGGAAAACCAAAGAAAAGAGACGAAAAGCCCAAUGGGAGAAUUCCGGAAUCUGAGCCAGUGCAGGAUGUCUCGGAGGCAGAGGUCGAAGUUGAACCCGCUGUUGUGCCAACUGUUGAGCCUCCUAUUGUGGCGGUCUCUUCUCCUCCUCCUCCCGAAUCUUCUCCCCCAGCAUCCAAAGAAAAGAGGAAGAAGGAAAAAAAGGUUGCCAAAGUCGAGCCUGCCCCGAGCCCUGUUUCAGCCCAUGCCCCAGUCAGCGCUUCCUCUAAACAAGCCACUGCACCCAUGGUGGAGAUGGUUGCUAGGGAAGUGCCCGUGAUGGCAGUCCCCCCAGUCGGUGCCCAGCAGGGUGCCCCCGUCACUACUACUCCUUCCACUGUGGGUGCCAAAAGGAUUGAUGUAACUGCCAACCAUGAUGAACCAAAGCAAGAUGCCCCAGCCAAGAAGAAGGUUGCACCUAAGAAAAAGUCUGAGCCUAUAAAUGUUCCUGCUGACUCCUUGGAUGGCCCUCUCUACAUUCCAUACAAGACCCUGCUUUCCACAGUGGGCAGCAUGGAUUUCAGCGAGGGUGAGGCCCAGCGACUCAUAGAGAUCCUGAUGGAUAAGGCUGGCAUCGUGCAGGACACCUGGCAUACGGCUACUCAGAAAGGAGACCCAGUAGCAGCCCUGAAGCGCCAACUAGAUGAGAAAGAAAAGCAGCUUGUGGCGGAACAAGAGGACUCCAGCGCAGUCAAAAGCAAACUUCGGGAAGUCAAUAAGGAACUUGUAGCUGAAAAAGCCAAAGCCUCUGCCAAUGAAAAUAAACUAAAGGAGCAGCUGACGAUGCGGGAGGAGGAGCUAAACGCGAUGCAGACCCGCAUGCAGGCCAGUUACCAGGACCACAUGGCUGAGACACAGCAGCUGCAGGCCAAGAUUCGAGGGCUCCAGGAGCAGCUGGAGAACGGACCCACUGCCCAGAUAGCCCGUCUGCAACAGGAGAACUCCAUUUUAAGGGAUGCCCUCAACCAGGCCACAAGCCAGACUGAAAGCAAGCAGAAUGCUGAGCUGGCUAAACUGCGGCAGGACUGUGCCAAACUGACCAAGGAGCUGAGCGAGAAGUCGGAGACCCUCCAGCAGGAUGAGCAGCAGCGGAAGGUGCUGGAGGGUAAAGUCAGCAAGUACGAGCAGCAGCUUACUGAGCUUCAGUCGAGUCAGCAGGAAACAGAGAGGACAUUACAGAAGCGACUUGACGAUGUCAGCGAGGAACUUCGCAAAUCCCAGAGCAGCUAUUCCAGCCUGCUCACAGAUACCGAGAAAAUGAGAGGGGAACAGCGUACUACUCUCAAUAGCUUCACCGAUCUUCAGGCUAAAUUGAUGUCCACAGAGGCUGACCUGAAGAGCAAAGCAGAGGACUUGGAGAAGCAACGCACUCAACUGAUGGAGGCAAGCUCAGAGAAAGAACGCCUGGAGGAGAGAAUCAAGUCGAUCGAGGCUCUGCUCGAGGCUGGUCAGAAUAAAGAGCUGGAGAAAGAACAUCCAGUUCAGGUCACACAGGUAGAACUAGAACAGCUGGAGAACAGGCUGAAGGAUAAAGAUGUUCAGAUUACCACUUUGGAACAGGAGGUACUUCAGCUUAAAGAAACAGUUGAACAGCAAAAGAACAAAAACAAUGACCUCCGUGAGAAAAACUGGAAGGCCAUGGAGGCUUUGGCAUCAGCCGAGAAAAUGUGCGGGGAGAAAUUCAGUGCUGCUAAUCAAAUAAAGGAAGAGGCAGAGCACCAGCUGACAUUGGUCCACACACAAACCAAAGAAAUGCUGCAGGGUCUCUUCCCAGAGGUGUCCGUAUCCUCACAACAGCUCUAUAGCGACUGGUUGCAAGAAUUCAAGCAGAACGCUUUUGAAUUCCUGAACCAACAAAGCAAAGAUCCCUCGGACCUAGCACUUAAGUUAAAGGAAGCUGAAGAAGCCCAAAGCACUUUACAAGCAGAUUGUGACCAGUACAGGACGGUUCUCGCCGAGACAGAGGGAAUGCUAAGAGACCUUCAGAAAAGUGUGGAAGAGGAGGAGCAUGUAUGGAAAGGAAAGUUAGCAGAGUCCGAGGCACAAGUUCAGAAGGCACAAACACAAGUUAAAACAUUAGAGGACACGCUGGAGAAAAUGAAGCUAGAAUCCCAAAGCACGGAACAGAUGAAGGAGCUGGUUGCUGAAUUGGAGGCACAGCUACAAAUCCAGUUAGAAGCUGCACACACACAGUGUCAGAAAUACUCAGUAGAAAUAAAAGAGCUGAGUGAGCUCCUAACAGAAUCACAAAGCCAGCUUGAAACAGCCAAUAAAGAGGUACAGAAACAUAGUGAGGAGCUUUCACAGGUGAGGCAGCGUCUGUGUGAAAUGGAGACCCAUAUGCGUGAUGGAGAGUUGAUUGAGUCACUGACUGAUCAAGUUGAGCAGGAACCUGCCAAGCUUAAAACUCAGUUGGAAGAAACUGUGAUCAAUGAGCAGGCACAGAGACAGAAGCUGGCUGAAGAAUUUGAAAAGGCCCAGAGAUCUGCAUUAAACUUGCAGGAAGAGUUGGAGAAGUUGAGAGCAGCUGGGGACAAUGUCACCUUUGAUGGAGAGGAUAUUGUUCAACUAAAGGAAAGACUCAACAAGGAAAAGGAAAUGACCAAGGACUUGGGCCAAGCUGCUGCACAACUACAGCAGAUGCUGAAAGCUACCCAGGAGCAGCUUAACAAGGAGAAGGAAACUGUUGAGAAGCUACAAGCACAGAGAAAAGAAAAGGAAGAGGAGGGGACGGUGACAGAGGAUGGUUUGAAGGAGGGGACAUCCGUCUGAAGAACCUGCAGUUGCAGUGAACACUACUCAACCUUGCCAGAUGCCUUACAGAUAUAAUAGUUCUUAUGCCAUUCCUAAACCGUGCGCUCAGUAUUGUACCGUAGUUAAUUAUGAAUUGUGAGUGAGCUAGUCAAAAUUUUGAGAAAAGUUGCAGUCAUCAAUUUUUUAAAAAGCUUUUAUGAUUUUCCUUCUCAUUUUACAACACAUUCCAACAGACGAGCCCUGACUGUGUCAGCGAGCUGAAGUCCAGAUGUCCACCUUGUAUAUUAAACAAAAUGACCUGAAAGCUCAGUUUACAUGAAAAGGGAAGCAAAUGUACUAUGUGGGGGAUGUACUUUGAAUUGUGCAAUUAUUAUUAUUUUUUCUUCGAAGAAAAAAUGAACAAGUAAGAGAAAAGGAGCAAGUGAAUUUUAGGUCUUUCCAUGAUUUUUGUCCAGCUGUGAAGAAAACCUUAGCCAGUGACAUGAUUGGGUUGUCAACAGAAUGAGUUUUCAUGACAUUCUUUAUUUUCUGUUGUUUUUCUAAAGUUGUCCAUAUGACAAAUAAAACGUUGUAACUGCU